GCGCUGCGCUUUACAUACAAAACGUGUAAAAGAUACGCCCGGCGCCGCCCAGCUUGUCUUUCCAUGGUCUUUUCAAUUGACAGUGACACGUAUCAGAUUUUUGCCUUUUUAACUUAAGCGUGACCGUACUAAAAUUAACUGAUAACGAUAUACUUUGAUGCUUGUAGUGACAGAAAUCCUGCUACAGUUAGUGCUGUUGUGCUCAGACCACUUUCGACCCAGCCCGUAUUCAUUGUAAAUAUUGACUGAAUUAUUGACUGAAUUGAAACAAACGCUGCUAGCAAAUGGGCAUCCAGAAAGUCUGUUGCAUUGGGGCCGGCUACGUUGGUGGACCAACAUGCUCAGUUAUUGCCUACAAAUGCUCUGAUGUUCAAGUCACUGUUGUUGACUUGAGUCAAGAACGGAUUGACCAGUGGAACUCCAAAGAUUUCAGUCUGCCAAUUUAUGAGCCAGCUCUGAAGGACAUUGUGCAGGAGUGUCGGGGGAGAAACCUUUUCUUCUCCACUGACAUUGAUGGUGCCAUUCGAGAGGCUGACCUUAUCUUCAUCUCUGUUAACACACCAACAAAGACAUUUGGUAUAGGCAAGGGGCGGGCACCAGACCUGAAAUACAUAGAGGCAGCAGCCAGAAGAAUUGCUAAAAUUACCACUGUGGGGAAUAAGAUUGUUGUAGAGAAGAGCACAGUGCCAGUCAAAGCAGCUGAGAGUAUACAGUGCAUCCUUCAAGCCAACAAGAAGUCUGGUUGCUCGUUUGAGGUACUUUCUAAUCCGGAGUUCCUUGCCGAAGGCACUGCUAUCAAGGACCUUUUGAAUCCAGACAGGGUACUGAUUGGUGGAGACGAGUCUAAGUCUGGGCGUCAAGCUAUGAAAGACCUGGCUAGCGUCUACGAACACUGGAUUAACAAAGACAAGAUUAUACUCACCAAUACCUGGUCAUCAGAACUAUCCAAAUUGGCUGCUAAUGCCUUUCUAGCUCAACGCAUCUCUAGUAUCAAUGCAAUGAGUGCCAUCUGUGAAGCAACAGGGGCUGAUGUAUCUGAGGUUGCACAUGCAGUUGGAAAAGACUCACGCAUAGGACCAAAAUUCUUGCAGGCUAGUCUGGGAUUUGGUGGUAGCUGUUUCCAAAAGGACGUCUUCAAUUUGGUGUACUUAUGUGAGGCUCUGAACCUACCUCAUGUGGCUGCAUACUGGCAACAGGUUAUAUCCAUGAAUGACUAUCAGCGACGUCGUUUUGCCAGCAAGAUCAUCAACUGUUUGUUCAACACGGUGACAGACAAGAAAAUAGCAAUCUUGGGCUUUGCUUUCAAGAAGGAUACUGGGGACACUAGGGAAUCCUCCAGUAUCUACGUCAGUAAACACCUGAUGGAAGAGGGUGCCAGACUGAACAUCUAUGACCCCCAGGUUGACCCCGACCAGAUCCUGAGUGAGCUUAAGCAUCCAAGCAUCUGUGAUGACCCAGAGAAAGUGGAUCGCCUUGUAACUGUAUUCAGCAAUCCCUAUGAGGCCAUCAAAGGAACCCAUGCCUUUGCUGUUUGCACCGAAUGGGAUGAAUUCAAGACCAUGGACUACCGGGCGGUAUAUGACAGCAUGUUGAAGCCUGCAUUUGCCUUUGAUGGUCGUCGCAUCUUGGACCACAGCCUUCUACAUCAACUGGGAUUUCACAUAGAGACUGUGGGUAAGAAGACGCUGAUCAGUGGUGUGAAUGGCUAUGACUAGAGCCUUAAUCACUCAGUACUGCAAAUUGUCAUGCGACACCGAGUUAGCAACGACUAGCUUUAUCAAAUUAAAAACUUUUCCCAAAUGCCUCUUUCUCCUAAGAAGAUAAGGUUUUGUUCAUUUUGAAUCUGUUUCUCAUUAUUUGAUGGCCGUUUGUUCAUAUUUCAGUACGGGAAAGUGCUGAUUGCUUUUAUAGGACAAUCAAAUUUAUAGUACAUGUACAUUCCCUUAAAGUAGGGUGGAACAAAACAUCUUGUUAUGCCAUGGAAUAAGUUUCUGAAAUUUCUUUGGUUGAUGACUGUUGACAUGACAUAUCAGAAGUCAUGAGAGACAACCGUUAUUGUAAACUCACUUGAUUACUAUGCGUGUAGGGUCUGCGUUUCUCGUGUCAGGGAACUGCAACCUCUCAUGGCAUGUCUGGCAGGAAAAGCUCACAAUCACAAGGUUACACUGCAGCGAUUUAAUUCCUUUCUUGCAUAGUGAACUACAAACCCUUGUCCUGAGUGUGCAGAAACCCCCUUCCUGCUUUAGGUUAAUCAGCCCUCUUUAAACCCCAUCCCAAGGUUUGCUUCCUUUAGGCCCCCCCCCCCCCCCAACUGAUGAACAGCGCCACCUAGGGUGUCCAGUCUCAUGUGCAUUAAACAGCAGUGUCACGUGUUGUCAACAUUCCCCUCCCCUUUUUUUCAAAUUGGUGACCCCAUGUCAUGAGCCCCAUCUCCAGACUGAUUUCUUGAUAUGCUUGUGAAGAACGAUGUAUUAAAAACCUGUGUACACAUACCGAUACAGUGUCGAUAUGACUGUUUAGUUAUGAUUCAAACAUUGUAUAAUUGUAUCAUUGACAGACUAAUCAGUGUAGUAAUUAUCAUACCUUGUGUUUUUCAAGUAAUAUAGUGUUACAGAAUUUAGUGGACUUUUGUACAACGUACACUUGAUGUAAAGAGUGGGAAAGUCAAACAAAAGUAAAAUGUAUUGGAGUAGUGCUGGAUAUCUCACACAGCUGAUUGAAUAAGAUAGUUUAGAAUGGAUGUGGAUUUUCUACAAACUUUGAUAGUGUGUAUUGAUUGGGAGGUGGUCUGGCUAUUUUGUUGAAGUGUAUUCUGGUACAUGUACAUGUAUGUCUUAAAGGGUUUAAACAUUUCUUUAGGGGGUGUUAGCUUUGUUUGCUUUUGUGUCAAUGUUGGAAAAUACUGUUGGUUGAAUUUGAACAAUCAUGAUAGUUUAUGUAAAUUUAGUACAAAUUGGUUCAACUAUGUGUAUAAAUUGAUUCCAGCAAAAGUGCCUUGGUUGUGGUUUUUAUCUUUUUAAAGUUAAAAAAAAUUAAAACUUUGAAUAGCUGUAAUAAAUCUAUUUUUAAAACAGUUGUUUCAGCAUUUAUUGUCUACUUUGGAAGUUGUGUUGGAAGAAGUAAACAUAAUAGGAACUUACUCCUGCGUGUUGUACGGAAUGGCGCUUGCAUCUUAGAAUAGCUCAAUACCCGGAGUGCGGUAUGGACCGUGGCCAUGCUACAUGGUUAUAUGUAGCACAGCUUGUUUUAUUGCAUUCUGAAAGAUUUAUUGAAAAUAUAUAGCAUAACAAUUCACCCGUGUAGAUUGCUUUCAGAAAUCUUCAAACAUUGAACAGGAACAUGCUUCUA
Patiria miniata (bat star) is the source of this 3348-nucleotide messenger RNA. RefSeq names its product UDP-glucose 6-dehydrogenase-like (gene ugdh). The record is from RefSeq and is a predicted model, not a curated record. The coding region runs from base 285 to 1715 and encodes 476 amino acids. Gene Ontology annotation, cellular component: cytosol; nucleus. Gene Ontology annotation, biological process: glycosaminoglycan biosynthetic process. The transcript is spliced from 11 exons. Gene Ontology annotation, molecular function: NAD binding; UDP-glucose 6-dehydrogenase activity. Lineage: Eukaryota; Metazoa; Echinodermata; Asteroidea; Valvatida; Asterinidae.